Molecule: messenger RNA, 1405 nt
Organism: Archocentrus centrarchus (flier cichlid)
Lineage: Eukaryota; Metazoa; Chordata; Actinopteri; Cichliformes; Cichlidae
Gene: catip
Product: ciliogenesis associated TTC17 interacting protein
Exons: 9
Coding region: 170-1255 (361 amino acids)
Biological process (GO): cilium organization; actin filament polymerization
Source: RefSeq, a predicted model, not a curated record
GCCGACCCAGAUUCGGCCGUCAGCUUCCCUUCCGUUUCCGAAAAAGAAGCUGCGCAGGAGAAGAAUGGCACAAGAUUGCUUUCUAUAAAAUGGUCAAAACAGCCUGCCUGUCGCAACAACAGUGUGUGUUGUGAAGUUGCUCUUUCAGUCCCGGGAGUGUGUGCCGUAAAUGAAGGAGCCUUUAAGGAUGGAAGCCGCGCUGGAUGACCAGACUGCUGUCGGUUAUUUAGCGGGGACUGAAGGAGCUGAGCAGGAGCUGGAAGCCUCUGACGCAGCUGUCAGCUUCCUGUCCAGCAUUGAGCCUGCAGAGCUGCAGAAGUGUGUGUUUGCAGACUCGCUAGUGACUGUGUCAGAGGGGGGCAGAGACCUGGGGGAGUUCAAUGCUGCGGUGGAGUUCGCCCACAGAGGGCAGCCAUGUAUGAUGCUGCAUGCUCAGAGCCAAGGAGCCAUUGAUGACUGUCCCUGUGGGACAACAGUGACAGUCUACCUAACUACUGACCUGGAGGUGCUAGAGGAAGAUCACCAUGAGUAUGUCAAACUCAAGGGCCACAGUGUGGAUAAGAGGUGUCACAUGGUGCAGCGUGAGGGGCAGAUGGUGAUCCGUAAGGUUACGACUGUGGGAGAGGAGGUGACAGAGGAGAGCAUUUCCUAUCCCAUGUCUGUCCUGAGAGGGCUGGUAACUGAGGGCUCCAGCCUGCUGCUGAUGCGCCUGAUGGCUCUGAGGAAGAAGGUGCCAGAAAACAUGACCUUUGUCUCCUUAGACCAAGGAUUACACAUCAUCCACACCUCCUUUAGAGAGCUGGAUCAGAAGCAGCUGGAGGUCGGGGCUGAGCUCCUGGAGGUUUUUGGGGUGGAGAGGAUUAUUCACUCCGUAGAAGGCAGCCCCAGUACCUGGCAGUGCUACUACCUGGAUGAUGGGCAUCUGGCCAGCAGAGUUCAGGUGGGGUCACCUGUCACCAUGAGGCUUCUAGAGCUGCCAUCAAAGACAGAAAAGGUAGAUUUCAAGAAGAUCCCUCUUGUGUGGGAGGAAGACAUGCAGAUGCGCUCUAAGUUCCUGGACAGAAAGGAAGAGCUAAAGGCGGACCACUCCUCAUAUCUGAGAAAGCACCCAGAGAUUCGAGCACUAGUAUCUGACUUCCUGCAGUUGCUGUUGUUGAGGAAACCAGACGAUGUCUUCCUGUUUACCAGACAGUACUUCACCUCUUUUGUCUCUCGCUGUCCUCCUGAACCAAACCCGGAGGCCCAGUCGCUGUAGUCACAACUGUCUCCUUAUAAGUUUUAUGGUUUUAGUUUAUUCAUGAGUGUAUCUUACACUGACAUUUAGAAAGUGCUUUUGUUUUUUAUUGUGAGUGAUUAGUGGAGAGGAACAGAAACUUUGUGAGCUUUCCACUGAGAGAACUAAAUA